Messenger RNA from Cylindrotheca closterium, 651 nucleotides. The record is from the annotation of a GenBank genome assembly. Lineage: Eukaryota; Bacillariophyta; Bacillariophyceae; Bacillariales; Bacillariaceae.
AUGAAGAUACCAUUUCUAUGCGUGGCCAUGAUCGUCCUUGCGGACGCUAGCAAAGGAAAGUCUAGAAGCGACCUCCACUUUAACCAUUUUCGCCAUGUAGCAUACAAGCAACAACGAGGAGGCCAUGGUGGGCGCAUCCUACAAGAGGGGCUUUCUUACAGCAGACCUGGCCGAAUUGGCUCAAGAGCAUACAAGGAGUGUGGAAAAGCAAGUGGAAAAGCAAGUGGAAAAGCAAGUGGAAAGGGAAGCAAGAAACCAGCGUCACGCCACCUUUUACCCUGUGUCGACUAUGGGGAUCCAGGCGAUGACCCGAUUGAUGAGAGCAGCUUCGAUCAAGUCCCAGCAACAGAGGUUCCAUCAUCCUCUCCAUCUGACCGACCAUCGAUUGGCACGAACCGUGCAGCAUCGGGAAGCAACAAGGGAACGGACGUCGAUCUCGAUUAUGAACCCUACAAGGCUUCGGGUAGCAAUGACCGCGGUCCGGACGACGAAGACGACCCGGCACCUGAUCGCGAUGGCGACGUUGGUGGUGGCGGCGGUGUUGUUGACAUCGGAGGCGGCGGUGGCGGUGGAGAUGCCGCAGUCGACUUUGGAAACGAAAUCGUGCCCAGUAAUGAUGGUGUUCCCAGCAAUGAUGAACGCAAAAAUUAG